Molecule: messenger RNA, 1861 nt
Organism: Lolium rigidum
Lineage: Eukaryota; Viridiplantae; Streptophyta; Magnoliopsida; Poales; Poaceae
Product: F-box protein SKIP19-like
Exons: 5
Coding region: 1-1674 (557 amino acids)
Molecular function (GO): protein heterodimerization activity
Source: RefSeq, a predicted model, not a curated record
AUGGCCGACGCGCCGGCGAGCCCCGCGGCCGCCGGUGGGAGCCGCGUUAGCGGCAGCCCCACGGCCGGCGGCGUCAGGGAGCGGGAACGGUUCCUGCCGGUCGCCGACAUCAGCCGCGUCAUGAGGAAGGCCAUCCCGCCCAACGGGAAGAUCGCCAAGGAUGCCAGGGAGGCAGUGCAGGAGCUCGUCUCCGAGUUCAUCGCCUUCAUCACCAGCGAGGCGAGCGACAAAUGCAAAACGGAGAAGCGGGUGGGCAUGACCGGCGACGACCUGCUGUGGGCGAUGGCGACAUUGGGGUUUGAGAACUACAUCGAGCCCCUCAAGCUCUGCCUCCACAAGUACAGAGAGGUGCCACUAUUUGACGAGGGAAUGGAAAUGGAACAGUGUGAGCAACUGGAGGUUGUGCCGCCACCACACUACUCUGCCGAGGGAAUCACCGAGAUGGGUCAUGAAAAGGCGAAAGAGGGGCUUUUAAAUGUUGAUCCUAAACCCUCCAACAUCACUAUCCAUCAGAGUUUCCCUGAACCGGUGACUGUGCUGCUGCCCUGCAAGAUGCUACCUUGCACAAUGGAGGUAGAGCCAAAAGCCUUGCUUGAGUCUGAUCUUAGGGAUUGGUCUGAGCUCCCACUCGAUGCGCUUUCUGCAAUCUUCAUGAAGCUUGGGACAAUUGAAAUCCUGAUGGGUGCGGGACUUGUGUGCCACUCAUGGUUGGUGACGGCCAAGUCCCCUGAGUUGUGGCGUUUCGUUGACAUGACACGCCACAAGGUGGUUUUCUCAAAGGCGGAAAACAUCAUGCGCAAAAUGGCAAAUGUGGCUAUAGAUCGCUCUGAUGGACGGAUGGAGUCAUUCUGGGCUCAGAAGUUCGUCAGUAGCGAACUCCUUGAUUACAUUGCGAACAGAUGCAACUCAUUGAAGAGCAUUCGGGUCAUCGCCUCCGGAUACUUUUGGGAUGAUGCAGUAACUAGGCUUGCAUCUAAAUGUCCAAUGCUAGAAGAGAUAGAGUACUCGUAUCAGAAGCAGUCGUGGUAUUUUUUCAAGAUGCUCGGCGCAGUACGCCCAGAGCUGAAACGACUAAGGAUCAAUAUGCCUUGGUUCGACUCGGAUGCGAUGGAGCGUGAGAUGAGGAUGGAGCAGCAGCAUGACGAAGACGAGGAAGAGGAAGAAGAAGAGGAGCCGUAUGAGGCCUGGGAGGCGAGACACAAUCAGGAGGCCUUCGCCAUAGCAGAAAACUUGCACGAGCUGCAGCUCCUUCAGAUGACCGGUUACGGCCUGACAAAAAAAGGGGUCUACGCCAUCCUUGAAGGCUGCCCCCACCUUGAGUGUCUCGACCUUACUGAUUGCGGCCAUCUCGAAGUUGACGAUGAGCUCCUAGCUCGCUGUGCCAAGAUCAGGCAUGUUUGGCUGCCACGACGCUGGCCUCGUGUUCACUGCCCAGAUCUACGUACCAUUGGGGAGAACGAAGGCGAAGUGAUCGAACCUUCUGAUCUCUAUGAAAUGGAGGCUUGUUCGCUGUGUGACGAAGGAGCAAUGGAGGAUGAUAGCUACGGGGACAACUACUGGGACGACUAUUCGCUCCCCUCAUCCCCUGACUGCCCCACCGCCCCUGACUUGCGCAAUGUGACCUGCGAUGACACCAGAUACUACACUUACAUCCAUGACUACUACUCUCUGUGAUCUUCCCAGUGCCCUAUUCGAUAGUUAUGACCUAUGCAGCUGCUUGUACGUGUAAUAAUUUGCGUGUAUCCUGCAGAUCGAAGGCCUUUUGAUGUACAAACAAACCUGUGUAACUUGAACCUUCUCCCUGUAGUGUGCUUUGUACUAGCUUACUGUGGUUUUGAAUGGGUUUCUGCCUGCACGUGUA